Clupea harengus (Atlantic herring) is the source of this 2207-nucleotide messenger RNA. RefSeq names its product neuronal differentiation 4 (gene neurod4). Gene Ontology annotation, molecular function: E-box binding; DNA-binding transcription factor activity, RNA polymerase II-specific; protein dimerization activity. Lineage: Eukaryota; Metazoa; Chordata; Actinopteri; Clupeiformes; Clupeidae. Gene Ontology annotation, biological process: positive regulation of transcription by RNA polymerase II; camera-type eye development; axon development. The record is from RefSeq and is a predicted model, not a curated record. Gene Ontology annotation, cellular component: nucleus.
GCUCAAUCAACCGCGGAGAGCGCCAGAGAGAAAUGAGAGAAGUGGGCUUGCGAGUCGAUGGAUAGAUAAACUGAGGGACCAACUUCUGAUGAACGCCAGCGUCCAAGAGAAACACAAGACGAGAAGCGAACAGAGGAUUCUUUAACCGACCAGUGAUUUUCCUGAAGAUUUGCUGCUUGGCCGAGUUGUUCUUUUGGAAUUCACCAAUAAUUCUACACCAAAAGGCACGACAUCUGAAACAGAUCACAAUGAUGACCAAACAGUUUGGGAAGUCUGGAGAGGUGAGCGAGCUGGUCAGCUCUCUUGGCUGGAUGGAGGAGGACAUGAGCUCCCAGGAUGGGGACCACACUCCCGACAUGAACCGAUACAGGCUGAGCGGAGGAGGCAGCCAUGGUCCUGUGGAGCUGGGCAGCGAGGAUCUGGAGGAGGAAGAGGAGGAGGAAGAUGAUGACGAGUUUGGUCUGGAUGGCGAGAAGGCCCCCAAACGGCGGGGCCCCAAGAAGAAGAAGAUGACCAAAGCCAGAGUGGAGCGUUUCCGCGCCCGACGGGUCAAGGCCAACGCCCGCGAGCGUUCCCGCAUGCACGGCCUGAACGACGCGCUGGAGAGUCUGCGCCGAGUCAUGCCCUGCUACUCCAAGACCCAGAAGCUGUCCAAGAUCGAGACGCUGCGGCUGGCCCGCAACUACAUCUGGGCCCUGGGCGAGGUGCUGGAGACCGGCGCGCAGCCCGAGAGCCCCGGCUUCAUGGACAUGCUGUGCAAGGGCCUCUCCCAGCCCACCAGCAACCUGGUGGCCGGCUGCUUGCAACUGGGGCCCACUCCCGCGAUUCACGGCAAGAUGGACGACAAGUGUGGCGCACCUGGAGGCGGCUUCGGGAUGUUGGGCGUCAGUGGCCAGGCCGGCGGGCACCCCCACGGCAGCUACCCGUCGCCGGGUCUGCCCAGCCCUCCCUACGGCUCCCUGGAGGCCUCGCACCUAAUGCACCUGAAGGGCUGCAAGGGCCCCGCCUACGAGAACCCCUCACCUCACGAGUGCAGCAGCGGCACGCCGCCGUACGACGGCCCGCUCACGCCGCCGCUCAGCAUCAGCGGCAACUUCGCCCUCAAGCAGGAGCCCUCACCCCACGAGGCUGAGAGGAACUACCCCCCGCACCCACCGCCCGGCCACGCCGCGCACUACCUCUCCGCACACCACUACCCCCCCACCUCCAUGGCCGCCCCGGCACACGCACUCUUCCCCGGCUCGCGCUAUGAGCUGCCCCUGGAAAUGGCCUUCGACUCCUUCGCCCCGCCGCCGCACAUGGUGGCAGCGCAGAUGGGCACCAUCUACAGCGAGUGAAGGAGCCGGAGGGGCAUUGCCCACACGCCCCCGCCCUUCCUCCAUCUUGGCCACACUCACUGCCAGCUGGUUAUGACUCUUUACAGCAUAGCAGAGGGGGGUGAGAACAAGACAGCAGGGAGAAUAGCUGCUGAACAUUUAUCUGGCUGGUCCGCACAGACAACAUGCAAAAGACUUUAAAGUGGGGAAAAAAGAGAGGAGUGAGUAAGGAGAAAAAGGGAGAAAAGUAGAGGGGGAGGAAGAGGGAGAGAGAGAGAGAGCGAGCUCCCCACACUACCACCUCAACUAAGCCUACCUGUUACCUCGAAACUGCUGAGAAGUAGAGAGGGAUCAUUUGAAAUUAAUUUAUUCCCACUAUUGUUGUCAUGGCUGUUUGUUUUAUUUUUUUUAUUAUUGUUCAUUCUUGAUUCAAUUUUGUUGAAAUACUUGAUAAACCAUUUAUGAGCCAUAAACACAUGCGGCCAUGCAUGUGCUCACACCGAGGGCAGAGGAAGAGUACUUUGUUUAAAACUGUUGCCCAAACAGUUGCCCAAAGUUAGUUUUUUUCUCAUUCUAUUGCCACAACAGUCCUCCAACCACACGACUUUGGUAGCACAGUGAAGUUUGCCAUAUGAACUGAAAUAUGUUUAUUUAUAAUGGUAUUUAAUAUUUAUUUUAAUGACUGUUGUCUGUCUCCUGAAACAAGUAUCAGCACAGUUUUUUGUCAAAUGUUUUCAGUCCACUGCCAGUCACUGGUACUGAUUUACUAUUUAAAUUAUUUAUUUGAUUUUUUUUUGUCAUUCACCUCUAUAUUUGUCAUAUCAGUCAAUGUUUUGUAAAUAUGUUCAUGUUUCGCACUUAAUGAAAUAAAUAUUCUUAUAUUAUAUAAUA